Molecule: messenger RNA, 1215 nt
Organism: Alosa sapidissima (American shad)
Lineage: Eukaryota; Metazoa; Chordata; Actinopteri; Clupeiformes; Clupeidae
Product: phosphomannomutase 1-like
Exons: 9
Coding region: 73-903 (276 amino acids)
Biological process (GO): GDP-mannose biosynthetic process; protein N-linked glycosylation; mannose metabolic process
Cellular component (GO): cytosol
Molecular function (GO): phosphomannomutase activity
Source: RefSeq, a predicted model, not a curated record
AUCACCAGUCUCAUUCUUAAAAGUUUGUGGACCACGGCGUUUACGAGGAGAGCCCUAUUACAGUAUUUUUAAAUGAUGGAUGUGCCAUGCAACUGCUAUCUCUUUGAUGAGAACCUUUGUAGCCAGAAUAUUAUGGAGAACAGUCUUUCCGUGAGACGUGUGGUGUGUUUAUUCGACGUGGAUGGCACACUUACGCCAGCCAGAGAGAAGAUUGAUCCUGUUUUGGACGCAUUUAUGCAAACCCUGCGAAAGACAGUGAAGAUAGGUGUAGUCGGUGGAUCUGAUUAUGCCAAGAUUGCAGAACAGCUUGGGGAGGGGGAUGAAGUCCUGAAAAAGUUUGACUAUGUCUUUGCGGAGAAUGGAACUGUUCAGUACAAGGAUGGAAAGCUUGUCUCAAAAGAGGCCAUUCAGAAUCAUUUGGGAGAGGAACUACUGCAGGAGCUUGUAAACUUUUGUCUCCGAUACAUGGCAGGCCUCAAACUACCAAAGAAAAGGGGUACUUUUGUGGAAUUCCGUAACGGAAUGCUGAAUGUCUCUCCCAUUGGUCGGAGUUGCUCUAAAGAAGAAAGAAUUGAGUUUUCACAAGUCGACAAGAGAGAGAAAAUUCUGGAGAAGUUUGUGGCUGCUCUUCAGACAGAGUUCCAAGGGAAAGGGCUGUGCUUCUCCAGAGGGGGUCUGAUCAGUUUUGACAUUUUCCCUGAGGGAUGGGACAAGAGACUCUCGCUAGAUCUGGUGGAAGAGGAGGGACUGGAUGCUGUUUACUUCUUUGGAAAUGAAACUUAUCCUGGUGGCAAUGAUUAUGAGAUCUUCAAUGACCCAAGAACCAUUGGUUUUACAGUGUCCUCCCCCGGUGACACAGCAAGACUUUGUCAACGACUGUUUUUAAACAUAUCAAUGGACUGAAUUUUUGCUUUGUUUGGGUUUUAUUUUCAGCCAAUUCUGGUCAAGGCCCAAAGGGCUUUAGUGAAAGGGGUUUUAGUGAAAGAAAAAGAUGAUUGUACUGGGAUGUCCCAGGUUGACCAAACUUGUAAAGGAGAUGCCCGUGUGAAUGGUCCUCUCCUCAGGUGACUUUUUCACUUCAGCCAAUUGUAUUGAACAGUGUAUGAACAGUGACCAUCAGUGACAGAAUGGGUCUAUAAGUGGCCAUUAAGAACCAUCUCCGACAAAAGGCAAAAGUGAAACUUCAUUAGAGAAUGUCUUUUUUUACUUUAUACU